Entelurus aequoreus (snake pipefish) is the source of this 1946-nucleotide messenger RNA. RefSeq names its product synapsin-1-like. The coding region runs from base 444 to 1007 and encodes 187 amino acids. The record is from RefSeq and is a predicted model, not a curated record. Lineage: Eukaryota; Metazoa; Chordata; Actinopteri; Syngnathiformes; Syngnathidae. The transcript has 2 exons.
UUGUCCCAAUGCAACAAUACAUAUACGUAAUGAUAACUACAGAUACAAAAGAAUGCAGAAAAAUGGAGGGGAAGAACGGGAAGCAACCUAUAUUAACCUUGUAGAUUGUUAUAGUAAUAAUAGGUUAAGCUUUGUCAGUGUGCCAUGUGUUACCCAGUUUCCCCUAGAGCAACAACGUUAAUAUAUGUUUGAUGAAACGUGAUUAUGUGCAUGAGUGUAUGUAUGCAUAUGUACUUGUAUAUGUACAGAAUGUGUAUAUGUAUGUUUGUACAGUGAAUGCAUAUGUACAGUAUGUGUAUGUGUAUGUUUGUACAGUGAAUGUGCGUGUGGAUGUACGAACUUUGAGUAUGUAGGUAUGUACUGUAUUUGUGUAUGUAUGUGGGAGCGUAGGUAUCUAUGUAUGUAUUGUAUGUAUGUAUGAAUAACGGUAUGUAUGUGAGUAUAUGUGUAUUUGUAUGUACAAUAUAUUUGACUCCCAGUGUGUGUGGGAGCCAGAGUACGGCUCCAGCCACCCAGAGAGCCAAACCCACAAACAGCAGGUGUGGUGCCUAGGGAACCUGGGACCACCGGCCCCACGCAGCCAGGCCAGCCAGCGACAGGAACCCCAGAGCCAGGCCCACCGUGCCGCCCGUAAGAGCCAGCAGCAGACCGCAGACAGACACACCCGGCAGAGAACAAGGCACGAGAGAAGCAGGGGACAGCCAGACCUCAAACCAGCAAGAGAUCACACCCCACACGGGCAGAAAGGCAGGAUGCCCUGCACGGGGAGCCCAGAGACUCCCCACAACCGGACGGGAAGACCGCCCCCGCCCCACCAGCAACCGGGCCCCCACGAGCCCACCCCCCACCCCCGGAGAGCGCGGCCCGCCCCCGGCCACCCCACCCAAGCCAACCGCCGCAGCACCGCCCAGCACGGGGCCACGGGAACCACCCACCCCACCCGCAGGGAUCCAACGAUGGAGAUGGAACAACCAGCAACCACCCUGUCGAGUUCUGCCCCUGAGUGAGGGGAAAAAAUAAAAUAAUCUAAUCCCUUUUUGAGAACCGGUUUCCGUUAUCGAAGCCACAAUUGUAAAGAAAAAGAGUUGGUUCUUUAUUCGAAUCCCUGGGAACGAAUCCUGUCCCACAGGAAAUGCCCUGUGGCACGUCCCAGGAAAUGACGUAGCUCAGUCAUUAGGCGGCAGAUACAGAAGCAGCAACAACAUUGGACCGGAAAAAACGCCUCAAGCAUGGCUUCAUUUUACAAAAAAAUACGACGAGGAAACGGCUAUCUGCUAUUAUUGCCAGGCUUCGCUCUCAUGUAUGGGGGGAAGUACAACAAGCAUGUUGAAACAUGUUCAGGCCAUACAUAACCUGAAGGUUAGAGAAAGGUGUCGUGAAGAAGCAGCGACAGAGAUGACGAAGCAAACCCCUCUUCCUCUGCUUCAACCUGCAGCGCCAAUUCCAGUGAUAGUGCUGGACAAGGACGUGCAGUCAUUCCUGGAGGAGGCCACACUGAUGGACCCCAGAAGGAUGUUCCAAUAGCAGCAGAAGUGCACUUUUUGGAGAGCUGUAUUAUUUUCAGUUUUGUGCCCAAGGGACUGAUUUUAUUUAACACUAUAUUAUUUAUACACCUAUAGUGAUCACAGAGACAGGUUGUUUUUGUGUUACUGUAUAUAUUUGUUUUUCUGAAAAAUCCCACUUAAUAUACUUUGGGUAACAACAGUCAAUAUUUAUUUAUUUUAUUUUAUUUUUUUAGGGGGGUAACAACAGUCAGUAUUUAUUUAUUUAUUUUAUUUUAUUUUUUUCUUAUAAAAUAAAAGUGAGCUUUUGUUAAACCAAAUAUUGUUUUGUUUUUUUCCAUAUACAAAAACCUAUCUGGAUUCGAUAAGAGAAUCGAUAAGGAAUCGGUUCGAUAAGAGGAUUCGAUAACGGGCUCAAACUCGAUAAUUUCUUAUCAAACAUCA